AUGCAACAGUGCCCUUCACACAUGGCAACUGGGCGUGACGGUGGUGCGGAGCAGACGUCACCGGCUUCAUCACCGCCUUGUACCGCUCUGCGUCGUCGUCGCUUUCAAUGUCUACGCUCCGAACAUCAGAGCACGAACGAAAGCGUUCUGCGCACGCUGCUCCCACUGCAGUCGCUUGGGGAACUUGAGGCGUCCGUGCCGCAACCCGCGGACUAUGUGGUUUACAAGGGAUUCCGGUACGCCCGGCCCUACGUUCACGCCUAUCAAGCGUACUGUAAAGCGCGUUGGAUCGGGCUUCGACCCUGCGACGCGCUCGCGGCCGAGUUCCCGUACCUACCCGCGUCAUACUGGCGGGAAGCGCAACGCACCGGUCGACUGCUCCUUAACGAUCGUCCGGUUCCAACUGACUGUGUCCUAAGCGGACACGGUGUUGAGCGUCUUACCCAUAUCGUGCACCGACACGAGUUGCCCGUCGUGUACACCGAGCGGAUUCCGGUGCUGUACGAGGACGCGCAUCUGCUAGUCGUCGAUAAACCUGCAUCCAUUCCGGUCCAUCCGGGCGGUCACUACCACCGUAACGCACUACAGCAGUUGUUGCGCAUGCAACGGCAUCUCGAGCGCUUCGCUUCGCCAGCGCUACCAUGCGAGACUGCAGAAUGCACGACAUUCGCAUCGACCGCACCGGGCGACUUGUCUGCAGCAUUGGGUGCGGCCGGAGCGUGCUCCCCGGUGGCAAUGUCAACGACCGUGUAUGACGCGUCGACAGCGGCAAUAGAGACACCAAGCGCGAAUGCAUUGCAGCAUGCACCAACAACAACAACAACAACAGCAGCAGCAGCAGCAGCAGCAGCAGCAGCAGCAGCAAAGCGAACAACACAACCGCUGUGGAUACUCAAUGCCGAGGAACAUAGAAAGCACGAGCCGCAAGUCGUAUCGCCGGAUACCUCGAAACCGGAGACGCUGCAUGUGAUCCAUCGCCUCGACAAGGAGACAUCCGGCGUCGUUCUGUUCGCCAAAAACAAAGAUACUGCUCGAAGGUUUUCCAUCGAAUUACAAAAGCAGAGUACAGAUGUCGGUGUCGGGAAGAGUGAAAGCAGCGCCCCGUUGAACCUGCGCAAGCUUUAUCUUGCUCAAGUAGAAGGUAUCUGGAGCAGCUCGGACGUGAUCGAAGAAGCGCCAGUACCGGAAGUUACAUCCAAGGCAGCGACUCUGUCUAUGACAGACACGAAACACCUCGUCCAAGCCCUAUUCCACUCAUUCGAGGAGCAACGCAGAACGAGGGAACAAGCCGAUCAGGUGCAAGGCGCGCCCCGACCGUACCACACCAGUGCACGUCUCGUACCAGACGCGGAUAGUGAUUUGAUAUCUGCACCGAACGCAUUGACUCCACUGAAACCGGCGACAACUGGUGACCAGACGCGUACACGAGCGCACAGCGAGGCUGCGCCUUUGGAUAUCCUAGGCGUAUCGAGAAAGCGGGCCCGAAACAGUGACGAGGUCCAGGCCUUGGUCCAGGCAGCUGUUCGCAGUCCAGACGCGUGGCGGUGUCUCGAAGCUGUCGCCGAGACGCGCGGCGUUCACGUCAUCCGCAACGACAAGGACAAUGCAUCUGAUCUCGUGCAUCGCGCAACAAGAGUGCCAGCGACGACGACGACGACGACGACGAUACCCCCCGAUGCCAAUGCACCGAACGCCGAAUCCGGUGCAGUGACGUGCCCGGCGCUGCGCACUUUGUUUCGAGUACGCCCUGGUCCAGUUGCCUGCGACAUCGAUGGCGAAGCGCAUGCGGUGCAGGAAACGAGCGCGCUUGACGUGGCAGCUAGCGAUACCCCCAUCGCCGCUGGAGGAGAAGCGGGCGCAACGCCGCCGUUGCAGUACAGCGCGAAGCGUGACAUCAGUGCUGGGUCCAUGGAGAUGGUCGCCAGCCUCCAGCAGCGCAUCAUCCCCUUGAAAUAUCCGUGGAUAGUGUGCCGUCAACGACUGCUCUACGACCGCCGUGCAAAUUGCACCAAGGUUGAUGCCGACCGCGGCAAACACGCUGAAACCUGGUUCCGACCGCUCGCCUACGACGCAGAGCAGCGUCGCACGCUCGUGGCCUGCAUUCCCGUCACCGGACGGACGCAUCAGAUACGAGUCCAUUUGGAGUCCAUGGGUUAUCCGAUUUGCGGCGACGGCCUCUAUGGCGGCGCAUGGAGUAGCUCGCCACUACCUUUCGCUUCUGCCCAUGAACCAGCGAUACCCGAGAAUGAUCCUCGAACAAUGCUAGACGCGCUGCCGUUCCAGAUACACGGUGCUGCAUCGAAUCCUGCUGUCGAUACCGCCCAGAGUCUGGCUCGAGUCGAGUCAGAGUUCUCGUUGCGCGACGAUGCCCAGGGAGCAGCGAACGGGAACACGGAAGCGCUCGAUUUUGAAUCGACACCUGUCGAUGCCGAUAUCGCUGGCCUAGCGCCCAAGGCUCCCGCACCGUCCCUCGUUGCGCGCUGUCGCGAAGCGUCUUGCACGGCUGUCACGGGAACGUCAACCCGCGCUUGCAUGCGGCAACCGUCAUCGGAGACGCACCACUCGACAGCAUCCUGUCGCGUUUUCCGCAUUGGAUCGCUAGCGGCAGAGCAGAGCCCUCGCUGCGCUCCCGAAGACGAUGCGGCAAGCAUGGGUUGCGUAAUCUGUCCUGCACUGGCGGCGAUUCCAAAUGCCCUUCCAGAGUGCAUUCAUCUGCAUGCGUUUUGCUACGGAACGUUCAUAGCGCCGUUGCCGCAGUGGGCCAUGGUGUACGGACCAGCAUUGCGCCGGCACCAAGAUGGAGAAGGCACAUCCGAACUCGCCGGGUCUAGUGCACUGAGCGACGCAUCCCCAUGA
Cyanidioschyzon merolae strain 10D is the source of this 2856-nucleotide messenger RNA. RefSeq names its product similar to DRAP deaminase involved in riboflavin biosynthesis. Lineage: Eukaryota; Rhodophyta; Bangiophyceae; Cyanidiales; Cyanidiaceae. The record is from RefSeq and is a predicted model, not a curated record. Gene Ontology annotation, molecular function: RNA binding; pseudouridine synthase activity. Gene Ontology annotation, biological process: pseudouridine synthesis. Bases 1 to 2856 code for a protein of 951 amino acids. The transcript has a single exon.